Sceloporus undulatus (fence lizard) is the source of this 1021-nucleotide messenger RNA. RefSeq names its product olfactory receptor 5V1-like. NCBI's taxonomy places the organism in Eukaryota, Metazoa, Chordata, Lepidosauria, Squamata, Phrynosomatidae. Gene Ontology annotation, cellular component: membrane. Gene Ontology annotation, molecular function: olfactory receptor activity; G protein-coupled receptor activity. Bases 1 to 924 code for a protein of 307 amino acids. Gene Ontology annotation, biological process: G protein-coupled receptor signaling pathway. The transcript is spliced from 2 exons. The record is from RefSeq and is a predicted model, not a curated record.
AUGGCUGUAUUUAAUGGCACUCUAGUGUCAGAAUUCAUCUUAACAGGACUUUCUGAUCUGCCAGCUGUCCGCUUCUCCCUCUUUGCUGCUUUUCUGCUCAUCUACCUGGUCACCCUGCUGGGAAAUGGCACCAUCCUUCUUGCCAUAGGAACGGACUCUAACCUGCAUAACCCCAUGUAUUUCUUCCUCAGUAACCUUUCAUUGCUAGACAUCUUCUGUCCUACAGCAACAGUUCCCAAGAUGCUGGAGAACCUCUUGUCAGAGAGCAGCAGCAUUUCCUUUGCUGGUUGUGUGCUGCAACUCUACUUCUUGGUAGCCCUGGCAGGAACGGAGGUCUUUCUCUUGGCGGUCAUGGCUUACGACCGUUAUGUGGCUGUCUGCAACCCCUUGCGAUACACAGUGAUUAUGAACAAGAGGGUCUGCCUUCAGAUGGCUGCUGGCACCUGGAUCACUGGCUUCCUCAACUCCUUGCUACACACAGUGAUGACUUUCACUCUUUCUUACUGUAAGUCCAAUAGAGUCAAUCAGUACUACUGUGACAUUCCACCGGUGUUGGCUUUAUCAUGCAGUUCCACCUAUAUGGCUGAGAUGGUUGUUCUGAUCUUUGGUGGCAUUUUUGGUGUGGGAGCUUUUUUGGUGACACUGGUCUCCUAUGUUCGUAUCAUCUCUGCCAUUCUUAGGAUCCGUUCUGCUGAGGGGAAGCGCAAGGCUUUUUCCACCUGUACUUCUCAUCUCAUAGUGGUGUGCCUCUUUUAUGGAACUACCAUUUUCACCUAUGCCAGGCCUUCUUCCAGUCACCAUCCAGACCAGGACCGGCUGGUGAGCAUGCUGUACGGUGUGAUCACUCCCAUGUUGAACCCCUUGAUUUAUAGCCUUAGAAACAAAGAAGUGAAAGGGGCUUUGAAGCGGCUGAUGAUUCAUUAAUGGCAUUAGCACUGAAAGGGUAAAAGAGUUAUCUAUUUAUCCUGUACAGAGCUAGGAAAAGUUCCUUUCCCCAAGAAUUUCAUAGUUUUUUCCAAAA